CGCGCCCUGGACCCCAGACCCCCCCAGCAUGGCCGUCUGGCGCCCCGCUUCGCUCCUGGCCUGCCUUGCCUUAGUGACGUUAUGCCAAGGGGGCUGCGUGGAGGUGGACUCGCAUACGGAAGCCGUGCUGGGCCAUACCUUCAAGAUCAUAUGUAUCUCUUGCAAGAAGCGGAGCGAGACGGUGGCCGUGGCCUUCACCGAGUGGUUUUUCAAGGAGCAGGGAACGGAUGAGCUCGUCAAGAUCCUUCACUAUGACAACGAAAACAAGCUAGAAGUGGUGGACGAGCGCUUCGAGGGUCUGGUUGUAUGGAACGGCACCAAGAAAGUGCCGGAUUUACAGGACGUGUCCAUUUUCAUACUUAACGUGAGCUACAGUCACGCGGGCGAGUAUGUCUGCACCGUCAACCGCACGCUGAACUUUGGGGAUAUGUUCUUCCACAACGUCUUGGUCAACAAGACGAUUCAUGUCGGGGUGGUGGACAAGGCAAACCGGGACAUGGCGUCCAUCGUCUCCGAGAUCAUGAUGUACGUUCUCAUCGUGGUCCUGACCAUCUGGCUGGUAGCGGAGAUGGUCUAUUGCUACAAGAAGAUCGCUGCGGCAACGGAAGCGGCUGCCCAGGAGAAUGCCUCUGAGUAUGUAGCCAUAACGUCAGAAAGCAAGGAAAACUGUACAGGGGUGCAGGUAGCAGAAUAGCCAUGCAGGACCGUCAGUGGAUACAGGGAUGCCCGGUUGGCAGGAAUGAGGCUUUGACAGAGAGCAGAGGAGGGGGCGAGUGACUCAGCAGAAGCAUUGGCGGUCCCUGAGAAGAGCUGAUCUGGAGCCAAGCAGCCUCAAA
This is a messenger RNA of Euleptes europaea (tarantolino), 836 nucleotides long. RefSeq names its product sodium voltage-gated channel beta subunit 1 (gene SCN1B). The record is from RefSeq and is a predicted model, not a curated record. NCBI's taxonomy places the organism in Eukaryota, Metazoa, Chordata, Lepidosauria, Squamata, Sphaerodactylidae. Gene Ontology annotation, molecular function: sodium channel regulator activity. Gene Ontology annotation, biological process: sodium ion transport; cardiac muscle cell action potential involved in contraction; regulation of heart rate by cardiac conduction. Gene Ontology annotation, cellular component: voltage-gated sodium channel complex. The coding region runs from base 29 to 694 and encodes 221 amino acids. The transcript is spliced from 6 exons.